Messenger RNA from Brassica napus (rape), 4213 nucleotides. RefSeq lists its product as uncharacterized. The coding region runs from base 623 to 4213 and encodes 1196 amino acids. NCBI's taxonomy places the organism in Eukaryota, Viridiplantae, Streptophyta, Magnoliopsida, Brassicales, Brassicaceae. Gene Ontology annotation, biological process: DNA integration. The record is from RefSeq and is a predicted model, not a curated record. Gene Ontology annotation, molecular function: RNA-DNA hybrid ribonuclease activity; nucleic acid binding. The transcript has 2 exons.
UGGAGGGUCCGGUGUGUGUCAAGACUCCGUUAACUCUAUUAAAAGUCACGUACGGAAAGCUGUGUCAAACACUCAGUCCAAACCGACCAAGCCUGAGUCUAACACUAAGAUCUCUUUCUGGGAGAGCGAGACAUUAGACCUCGAUAGACCUCACGACGAUGCCCUUGUCAUAACAUUAAAUAUAGCAGGGUACGAGGUACCUAAGCUCAUGAUCGACACCGGAAGCUCCGUCGAUCUUAUUUUCUACAACGCACUAAAGGGAAUGGAAAUAGACGACUACGAAAUUGUCGACCAGAAAUCCAACCUCGUAGGUUUCUCAGGUGAAACAGCCACCUCAUUGGGAACAAUUAAGCUCCCAAUUAUAGCUGGCGGAGUCAUGAAAAUGACCAACUUCAUAAUUGUCGACAAACCAUCCCCUUUCCACGCAAUCCUCGGAAGGCCUUGGAUUCAUAAGAUGAAAGCAGUAGCUUCAACUUAUCACCAAUGCGUGAAAUUUCCAACAACCAACGGAAUAGCUACCAUACACGGUAGCCAAAAGAUUUCAAGGAUCUGUUACCUGGGAGGAUUCGAAAUCAUAAAAGAAUCCCCCCAAUAGCAAUUACAGAUCCAGGAGAGUCGCGAAAUGCAACGAAAUAUCCGAGGUCCCCCUAAGAACCUCACCGAAAAAGUUAGCAUCGACGACUCAAACCCUGAGAAACAGGUGAGCAUCGGAUCCGAGCUACCUCUCGAAACCAAAAAGGAGCUCGUCGAAUUCCUAAAACAGAAUAUCAAAACUUUCGCAUGGACCACCAGCGACAUGAAAGGCAUAGAUGCAAAUGUCACCACUCAUAAGCUCAAUGUAGACCCUACUUUUAAACCGAUCAAACAGAAACGUCGUAAGCUAGGUCUAGAAAAAGCCCAAGCUGUCAACGACGAGGUCGAUCGACUAACAAAGGCCGGGUCCAUCCGAGAGGUACAAUACCCCGAUUGGCUAGCUAACCCAGUGGUAGUAAAAAAGAAGAAUGGGAAAUGGAGAAUCUGUGUAGACUUCACCGAUUUAAACAAAGCCUGUCCUAAGGACAGCUUCCCGUUACCUCAUAUCGAUCGUUUGGUCGAAGCAACGGCUGGACACCAGCUCUUGUCCUUUAUGGAUGCCUUUUCAGGAUAUAACCAGAUUAUGAUGGAUCCUGAGGAUCAAGAGAAAACCGCAUUCAUAACUGAACGAGGAACCUAUUGUUACAAGGUCAUGCCGUUUGGUUUGAAAAACGCGGGAGCUACCUAUCAAAGGUUAGUAAAUAAAAUGUUCGCUGGACAACUCGGAAAAACCAUGGAAGUCUACAUCGACGACAUGUUAGUCAAAUCCUCAAAGGGGGAGGACCACAUCUCCCAUCUAAGAGAAUGUUUCGAAAUCCUCAACAAAUACGACAUGAAGCUAAACCCAGCUAAGUGUACCUUCGGAGUACCUUCCGGCGAAUUCCUAGGUUACCUCGUAACCGAAAGAGGCAUCGAAGCCAACCCGAAACAAAUAGCGACAUUCCUAGAAAUGCCAUCACCUAAAACGACCAGAGAGGUACAAAGAUUGACCGGACGGAUCGCAGCACUAAAUCGAUUCAUCUCCAGGUCCACCGAUAAAUGCCUUCCAUUCUAUAAACUUCUGAAAAAUAAUAAGAAGUUCUUAUGGGAUGAAAAGUGCGAAGAAGCCUUCAGACAGCUGAAGGCUUACCUCUCGGAACCUCCGAUACUAUCCAAACCUGUAGUAGGAGAACCACUGUACCUGUACCUCGCCGUGUCGGCAGCUGCAGUCAGCGGAGUGCUAGUACGAGAGGAACAAAACGAACAGAGACCUGUCUAUUAUACUAGCAAAAGCUUAAUAGACGCCGAGACGAGAUAUCCCACCAUGGAAAAACUAGCCCUAGCAGUCGUGACAGCCGCCAGGAAGCUGCGACCUUAUUUCCAAUCGCACUCGAUCAUCGUAAUGACCUCACAACCAUUACGGACGAUUCUGCAUAGUCCUAGCCAAUCCGGACGAUUAGCAAAAUGGGCUAUAGAGCUCAGCGAGUACGACAUCGAGUACAGACCCCGAGCAGCAGCAAAAGCUCAGGUCCUCGCCGAUUUCGUUAUUGAGCUAGCAUCCGGACAUCUAGACCAGGAAACAGAGGCUCCGAAAUGGAGCCUAUACGUGGACGGAGCCUCGUCAAGGCAAGGCUCCGGUGUCGGUUUAAGACUAACCUCCUCAGCCGGAGAAACCAUCGAACAAUCCUAUAGACUUGGAUUUAACGCUUCCAACAACGAGGCCGAGUACGAAGCACUAAUCGCUGGAUUAAAGCUCGCCCUGAGCCUCGGAAUUCGGGAGCUAAACGCCUACAGCGACUCGCAGCUGGUAGCUAGCCAGUUUCACGGGGAAUACGAAACAAGGGACGAAAGAAUGGGGGCAUACCUCGAGGUCGUCCUAAACCUCACAAAGCAGUUUGACAAGUUCGAGCUAACGAGGAUCCCACGAGGGGAGAACUCCUCAGCAGACGCGCUCGCCGCAUUAGCUUCCACAUCCGACCCUCUCGUAAAACGAAUUAUACCCGUGGAAGGAAUCGAGAAGCCAAGUAUCGACAUAGCUACCAAGGCUGAGAUGGAUAGCAAACCAAAGGAAAAAAUAGAGGAUAACAGCCUCCCGACGGUAGCUACCCAAGUUUUCACGACAUUCUGGUUCCCGAAAACUAGAACACGCAGCUUCAGAAAGCACACCUCCAGGAAAGCAACCCAGAACCCGGAAAACAACGACAAAAGUGAAGGUACUCACCGAAGUUCAGACUCCCUAGAGCCUAACUCUACGAGUACCUCCGGGGGCACCAUCCAGACCUCGGAGCCACUUGUCUAUAAAAUCCAAACAAGAAGCCGCACCGCUCUUAAAAACGCAUCUAGGAACGCUACACAAACCACAGGGGAUAACGAGGAAAUUGGAGAUAUUCCUCAGAACCCAGAACCUACUCCAACAAAUAUCUCCGGGGGCACCACGGCACCAGGUCCCGAACAGGAAUCUCCCUCCUCUCUUCACAACAAAGUUGUAGGAAGAGAAGACUGGAGAAUACCGAUCAUGGAUUACAUCCUAGAGGGAAAAAUUCCACCCAACAAGUGGGAGGCUCGAAAACUCAAAGCUUUAGCAGCAAGAUACUGUAUAAUCGAGUCAGCCCUCCACAAACGAAGUGUCUCCGGACCUUACCUAAAAUGCGUUCACGGCCUAGUAGCUAUGAAACUCAUGAAGGAAAUGCACGACGGUUCCUGUGGAAACCAUUCCGGAGGCAGAGCCUUAGCCAUCCGAAUAAAAAGGCAAGCUACUUCUGGCCUACCAUUAUCGCAGAUUGUGAGGUCUACUCCUCAUCGUGCGACAAAUGCCAAAGGUCCAUUAGUACCUUCAGGGAAAGGAAAGAAGUUACUAAACCUCCUGGUCCUAACCGACUACUUCACGAAAUGGAUUGAAGCUGAAGCUUUCCAACAAAUAAACAGAUUCGAGGUCGAAGGAUUUGUUUGGAAAAACAUCGUAUGCAGGCAUGGCGUCCCAUACGAAAUCGUAACCGACAAUGGAGGACAGUUCAUAUCCCACGACUUCAAAGGUUUCUGCGAUAAAUGGAACAUCCGCCUCACCUUCUCAUCACCUCGGCGACCUCAAGGGAACGGACAGGCGGAGGCUGCCAACAAAUCAGUUUUAGCAAACCUCAAGAAACGCCUAGGAGCCCAAAAGGAGCUUUGGUCGGAAAAACUACCCGAAGUACUAUGGGCCUGCCGAACCACCCCACGAAAAGCUACAGAGGAAACUCCCUUCUCCUUAGCUUAUGGGAUGGAGGCUGUCCUCCCAGCAGAAACCACCGCAGGUAGCCUCAGACGGGAGCUCUGCACCUCAAAUCCCGCAGCUAAUAACCAGCUCCUGAUGGAUAGCCUCGACUUGAUCGAGGAAAGACGAGACCAAGCCUUGCUUCGCAUUCAAAAUUAUCAGCAAGCAAUGGCACGACACUACAAUUCCAAAGUAAGGCCCCGACAGUUCGCCGUAGGGGACCUAGUGCUUAGGAAAGUGUUCGAAGGAACAAAGGAACCGGGAGCUGGAAAGUUAGGAACCAACUGGGAAGGACCCUACCGAAUUAUCCACAUAGUACGACCCGGAGUUUACAAACUCCAGAAGGUACGAACCGGGGUACCUGAAAUCCGAUCGUGGAAUGCCACGAACCUCAAAAGAUACUAUCAUUAG